AACGACAUAUGUUAUACGGUAUGGUGUCGGGUCUGACAUGUGAGGAUAUGCAACGAACAGACUUGAUUGCUUUUUUCGUACUAAACUUGUUAAAUUUAUGUUAAAUAAGGUUUAAUUAUAGUCGCAAUAGUGACAGAUUAAACGUUUUAUCAUGGGUAUUUUAGAAAAAAUUGCUGAAAUAGAACGGGAAAUCGGUAGAACACAAAAAAACAAAGCUACUGAAUACCAUCUUGGUCUUUUGAAAGCAAAGUUGGCAAGAUACAGACAACAGCUGUUAGAACCUUCAUCAAAAUCUUCAGUUAAGGGUGAUGGUUUUGAUGUUAUGAAAUCAGGAGAUGCAAGAGUGGCAUUGAUAGGAUUCCCUUCUGUUGGUAAAUCAACACUGCUGAACACAUUAACAGCCACACACAGUGAAUGUGCUUCAUAUGAAUUCACAACAUUGACCUGUAUUCCAGGAGUUAUUGAGUAUAAAGGUGCUAAUAUUCAACUGUUAGAUUUACCUGGUAUCAUUGAAGGAGCUGCACAAGGCAAAGGUAGAGGUCGUCAAGUAAUUUCUGUAGCUAGAACAGCUGAUUUAGUUAUUAUCAUGUUGGAUGCAACCAAAAAGGAUGUUCAGAGAGAAUUAUUGGAAAAGGAACUGGAAGCUGUUGGUAUUCGACUGAAUAAGAGAAGACCAAAUAUUUAUUUUAAACAUAAAAAAGGAGGAGGAGUAUCUUUUAAUUCAAUGGUUCCUCUUACAAAAUGUAAUGAAAGAAUGGUUCAACUUAUUCUUCAUGAUGCCAAAAUAUUUAAUUGUGAGGUUUUAUUUAGAGAAGACUGCACAACAGAUGAAUUUGUUGAUGUUAUGAUAGGGAGUCGAGUUUAUUUACCUUGUUUAUAUGUUUAUAAUAAAAUAGAUCAGAUAUCUAUAGAAGAAGUUGACAGAUUAGCUCAUCAACCUCAUUCUGUAGUAGUUAGCUGCAAUAUGAAACUGAACCUUGAUUAUUUGUUGGAAAUGGUCUGGGAACAUUUGGAUUUAAUCAGAAUUUAUACAAAGAAAAGAGGAGAACCACCAGAUUUUGGAGAUGGUCUGAUUAUGAGAAGAAACUCUACAGUGGAGCAUGUGGUCCAUUCUAUUCAUAGAUCACUUGUUGAAAGAUUUAAGGUGGCAUUAGUUUGGGGAACCAGUGUAAAAUAUAACCCUCAACAUUGUGGUUUAAAUCACUUGAUGAAUGACGAAGAUGUUAUACAAAUCUUUAAAAAAUAAAUGGAUAGUGCUAACAAGAUAAGGAGGGUUGAGUGAGAGGGGUGAAUCCGCGUAUCAUACAAAUGAAUCUGAUUGUUUUGUGUACCAUUUGUAUUGAAAAAUAUUUUAAAGAUAUACUCCUUUGACAAGUGAGACAAUAAUCAUUUGAAAAUUAUCUCUUUAAAUUAUGUAGGAAAGAAAAAAUUGAUGCAAUAUGGAGGACUAUUAAUGAGAUAAAAUGAUUUAACAAUAGCAGUCUGUUCCACCACUUAAUCUGUGUUACACACAAGAUGACUACUCACAUGGGCUGCAUUUGUUCUAAGCCUGUUAGUUAGAAUAAAACAAUAACUAUGCAGAAAGGAAAACCUGCAUAUAUCUAUUUGAUCAUUUAUUAGUGCUGUUUAUUAUCAGUCUAUGUAAGGAAAGAUAACUGACAUUGUUGAAUAUGUAAAAUAUGUAAAUAAAAUGGUAUGGCAACUUAUUAAAUGAAAAUAUUUUCUGUAAUGAUUUAAAGUUAAUCAACCGAACUCCGUCUUGCCCUAUCUUUAUCUUAUUUAAUUUGAUCAAGUGUGGCCCAAACAAAGUUAAUUUAAAAAUCCAGCAAUGAUAAGAUUGACUUUCAUGAGUGGACUUUCAUGAAACUGUAUAUUUAUUUUCACAAUAUUAGAGACCCUUUUAUGAGUGUAUUUCUAUGGUACACAAACAUUUGAAAUAUAAAGCCCCAGGAAUAAUUUAUACCAUAUUAAAACAGUAUAAUGAACUUGAUUUGUUCACUGAAUGAACUUUAUUCUCAUAAACUAUAUUACACAGUUACAGAGAAAAUAUAUAUAGUUACGUGCAUGUGCGAACAAUACAACAAAAUUAAAAUGAUAUAAUGAACUUGAUUUGUUCACUCCACUUACUAUCAUGUAAAAAGUCAACUUCACAAUUUCAAUUUUAUCACAUAUGUGGGUGAUAUAUUGACUGCAUUAACUGAUUAUAUUUGUUCAAGGCAAGAUUUAAGGUUGAUAAUCAAAAUUAAAGGAUGAAUGGUCUAAUAAAGCUGUCGAUAUACAAAGUUAUGGAAUGCUGUUAUUGUUGUGAAUAGUGGGAACUUCAUGCAUUUAUGAUAACUUUCAGGAUAUAAAAGAGUCGGCUCAUCUACCAUACAAGAUGAUAUAGCAAUCUUGCCACAAUAGGCUGUAUUGUUUAUGAAUUAAACACCAAAGAGACCACUAUGCAUGACUGUUAAAUAACAAAUGCUCACUCCAAUUUGCCUACCAAUGACACAUAGUAUGUUUACUAUUUAUAAUUUGUCAUCUUCUUUGGUUUGUUUGUUAGUUCCCCAUUUAUGUUCAAAGUCUUGGUUGGAUUGUCCGAUUUACAAUACUAUUGAAUUUAUAAUUUCAUGCUAGCAACUGAAUAUAAAUAAUGCUGGUACAAAAGAGAGUUAAAUAUAAAUAACGCUGGUACAAAUGAGAGUUACAUAUAAAUAAUACUGGUACAAAUGAGAGUUACAUAUGAAUAAUACUGGUACAAAAGAUAGCUGGUUAGUCAGAGAUAUCACCUAAGGUGUAAGCAGAUGUUAAGCCUCAAGGAACAAACAAACGAAAAGCGUUAGAAUUUUGACAUUUUCAUCACGCUUUGUAACAUUUCCAUAUUGGCAUUUUACAUGGUAAAUAGCCAAUAAGCUAUUUGUAAGGAAGAAAUUACAUGCAUUGAAGUAAACAAAAUAGGAAAAGUAUUACUAGGUUCUUGUAAUUUUUGCUCAUUCAGUUUUAUGUUCCAUAGUACAUUUAUAUAAUAUGUUGUUAACUUUAGACAAAGACGUUUUUUAAUUUUCAACAAUUUCUGUUAAUUACUUUUAGAUCUUAGCUCUUGAUUAAUUUGUAGAAUCUUUAGAAUGUUCUUGCAACAAACACUCACACAUAUCGCACCCAUUUAUACUCUUAUAUUUAAAACUAAUCUACAGAUUUUAAUUUGAAAAUGCUUCAACACUUUUAUUGUUAUUGUUUUCACAUGUAAGAUAUUUUUACCCAUGUACUUUUCACCUCUCCUUGUUCCACUACUUGCAUUAUUUAUUUGGCGAUUUGACCAAGUUGUAAUAAGAGAAGAAAAUCUGAACUUAAUGAAUUUACUUGUGAACUAAUAGGAAAUGGUCACUUGAUCUAUUUUAUCUACAAGAGUAAAAGAUAAGCCACAAGGUUUCUUUAGUGGUCCAUCCAGUUACAUUAAGAUGCAAAUUAAGUCGUAAAGAUGAACAGCCUGUUUGGUUUCUGGUUAACUUUAAGCGUUCUUUUCACUUGUACAUGGUCACAAGAUGUAGUAAGAAAGAAAAGAGUUGUCGGAGGACAUCCGUUGAUUGCUGGUGAAUGGCCAUUUCUAGUUUCACUCCAUUUUCGGCCAGUACAUCCUUUUACUAACCGAACAAAGAUGCGCCAUUUAUGUACAGGGGCUUUAAUAGAUCCCUUGUGGGUAUUAACAGCUGGUCAUUGUUUUGAUGGUAAUGAAUAUCGGGGUUUAAAUAAAAAGAGUAAUUGGGUAAUAGUACUUGGUGAACACAAUCAAUACAGACGUGAAUCUUGGGAACAAAGGCACAGAAUAAGAAAAUAUUUUCAAAAUCCACAAUAUACAGCCCGACCAUUAUUAAAAGAUUUAACCUUGAUCAAACUGAAGAAGCCAGCAACAAUAAGUGAUAAAGUGCGACCAAUUGAACUUGACCUAACUGGACAGUGUACAACAUUAGGAACAGAAGUGUCUGUGGCCGGAUGGGGUCAAGUGGCUUACAGUCCAUUUGGCUAUGGUAACUUUCUACCAUUAAAAACUACAGUUUGGGUAUCGAAUAAAACAGAGUGUGUUGAGAAUUAUUCUAUUGUACCUGAUACUGAUCCCGAUAAAGCUUUCUAUGAACCUGAAGAUGAAGGAGUUUUAUGUGCAGGUGCUGAUGGGGUUAAAGAUGCCUGCUUAGGUGAUUCAGGUGGACCAUUAAUCUGUAAUCAUAAUGAUGUGUUGAAGUUAACAGCUGUUGUUUCUACUGGUUAUGAUUGUGGCAAUUCUACAUUUCCUGGUCUUUAUACUAGAGUUGAUGUCAAUCAACAGUGGAUAGUAGAUACCAUGGCCAAUAAUUAAAGACAUGAUAAUAUAAACUCUACCUACACCGAUGUACCUCAUUUUUCUCAUCAGUUUAUGUACAACUAACUUAUAGGUUUUAUCACUGUCCAUCCAUCUGUUUGCCUGUCCUUCUGUCAUUUCUGUUUUGCGGAAUUUGUUUUUAUUGAACUUUGAGAUAUUUAAUUGAAAUUUGGUACACUGCUAUAUAUAUCAGAGUUACAGAUCAAGUUUAUGGGAUUACACUUUUUACUGAAUUAUGACCCUAUGUUGACUUGAAAUCGAGGAAUUGUUUUAGGUUAAACUCUGAGAUACUGGAAUGAAACUUAGUACAUUGUUUUACAUAGUAGAGUUAGGCCUACAAUGAAAUUAUGUUUUCCAAAAUAAUUCUAGGUUAAACUUCAAGGUAUUUGGUUGAAUGUUCAAUGUUGGUACACUGCUGUUUGAAGAAAAUCUGAUAAACUUGAAAUAUUUGUAUGAAAAAACAGUCUUCAAAGGCGUCGUCAUGGGCAACGCCAUUGGUAAUCCGGGAACUUGAAAGUAGUUCCAAUGGCGGACUUCGUCAUACAGCCGAGGCUAGAUGUAGGGUCGACAAGUCAAAUUUGACAAUGAACCCCUACCACGUGUAUGGCGCUAUUGCGUGUCGCAAAUGCAGCUCAGUGGUUCUGUUGGGGCAAUAAGUUCUUAUCAUAAGUUCUUCAUCUGUGAACAUACUCUCGAAGCAUGUCAAGUGUUCAUGACUAUUUAUCACAUCACAACCUGCAUAGGUAUUUGCAUUUCAAUAUCCCCUACUUUUUUUUAAGAGUAUAGUACGAUGAAACAAUGUGAAACAAUGAAAUAAAUGUGUGACAAAUUUCACGUAUCUAAUGUCGAAGAAAAGAUUCUAUUUUGAUGGCAUAUUCUUGGAUUUAUGAUCAUAUUUUGAAUGGGAUUUAUGUUUUUACAUAAAGAAAUAAGUACGCUAAGCAAUGUUGAUGAAUAUGUUGAUUGGAAUAGUGUAAGUACAAUAGCGCUUGCUAGAGUCGAAUACGAUUAUUUAGCAGAUGCCAUGAUGUCACUCGGUGACUCGUUCGUUGUGGUAGAGCGACGUUUACUGCCAAAUAAAUUUCGGGAUGUCAUUUUUUUUUACCCUCCGUAUAUAAGUCGAAACGGAGUAUAAGACGAAUGCCGGACUUCUGCUUAAAAAUGUAUCAACUUAUGACCCGAAAAAUACGGUAAUUUUGGAGGAAUUUGAAACAGUACAGAUCAGCAGUAGUCGGCACGCUUUCAUUCUAUCGUAUUACGACGUCACGUAAUUUUGUAGGAAUAUUACUGACAUAAAUUUGAAUCCCGUGAAAAAUAACGAGGUGCACCUAUUUUUUAUUACAUAAGAAUUUGAAUAUUUUGUUGACACAUGAUUUUUGUGUGUAGGCUAAAAACUGCCUGCUUAAAUAAUGAUAAGAGAUAUGUCCCUUUAUUUUCGGUAAAAAUGUCUGAUAAGAAAAAUUUUGAAAUCCCAUCACUACUGCUGUAUAUAGCCUAGUUACAGAUCCAAGUUUGCAUUUUGGUGAAUUUUGUUUAUUUUCUUUACUGAAUUAUGGCCCUUUAUUGACUUAAAGUUUAGGUUAUUCUUUGAGAUAUUGGAAUGAAAUUGAGUACAUUGUUUUACAUAGUUGAGUUAAAAAAACAUUUCAUUUGUACAGAUUUUAUUUCAUCUUGCUGUAUUUAGAUUGUAUAUUUACAGAAAUGUAUUCGCUUAUAGUUGCAUGCAUUGUCAUCAUGUAUUGAUUAUAUCAUCAAAACUCUCAGAAUGCUUGUCUGUUGUCCUUAACAAAUCAAGAUGGAUAUGACAAAAUAUAUUUGUAAUAAAUGAUGAUUGAAUUUGAGAAUAAGUAUUUAUUUCAAUGUCUUUUUCCAUCUUCAUUAGCACAAUCAGAGUAGAAUGUUAAACCCCAUUUCAUUUCAUUUCAAUGACUUUUUUGUAACAAUUAUUAAACUGUUAUGGGGAAGUUCAAAGUGAUAACUUUAUAUUGAUAAAUAAAAUAGUUAUUGAAAACA
Patella vulgata (common limpet) is the source of this 6349-nucleotide messenger RNA. RefSeq names its product developmentally-regulated GTP-binding protein 2. Gene Ontology annotation, biological process: cytoplasmic translation. The record is from RefSeq and is a predicted model, not a curated record. Lineage: Eukaryota; Metazoa; Mollusca; Gastropoda; Patellidae. Gene Ontology annotation, cellular component: cytoplasm. The transcript is spliced from 19 exons. The coding region runs from base 152 to 1246 and encodes 364 amino acids. Gene Ontology annotation, molecular function: GTP binding; GTPase activity.